This is a messenger RNA of Microdochium trichocladiopsis, 832 nucleotides long. RefSeq lists its product as uncharacterized. The record is from RefSeq and is a predicted model, not a curated record. NCBI's taxonomy places the organism in Eukaryota, Fungi, Ascomycota, Sordariomycetes, Xylariales, Microdochiaceae. The transcript has a single exon. Bases 243 to 716 code for a protein of 157 amino acids.
CGCAGAUGGUGUCAGUGUUCCAUACGAGUACGAUUCGUUGUCUGCGGGCUGGAAGGGAUGCUACUGACUCUUGGGCACCGCGAAAAGGAGUCGACCUUCGAGGCUAGAAUUUUGGGCAGGAACAGUUAGCGCGCUCCGCAUGAAGUGCAUGCUUUCUCUGUGGGCUCGAUGGAAGGCAUCUGAGUUGGAGAGACUUUGGUACUCACCCGCUGACGAGAUCCAUGGCGUAGAGCUUGUGUGGUAUGGCUGGUGAUUGCAAGAUUGGAGGUGAGGGACGGCACAGACGGGCGGACGCCGAAGAUAUGGGAAUUUGUCGCGGCGCGAGCCCAACUUGUGGACCUGGCAGCAAUCGGCAGGUGACGCAGGUACCCUCCGGGGCGGCGGUCGCCGAUGCGCUCGCUACCUCGAGAAGGUCGGGUAUCCCGGGCAGCACACCCAGUAGCACAGAGCAGACUGAUCAAUUGCACUGGCGGAAAGUCUGGACGACUGUACCGAAUGCAGGAAACCCAAGCCUACCUGAGGUAUCCUCACGAUUUGCGCCUACACGUGUUGCCAGACAGACCUCGAUGACUGCACGUGGAGGGGCAAGCGAGCGAGAUCGGGAGGGGCAGCACCAGCGGAGAUCUCCUAACCGCCAGCCGGAUUGCCCAAAUUGGCCUAUGACAGGCCCGCGACACGGCGCGUGCCUGGAGUGUAAGGUACCUCACUUAGUGUAAUCACAGCCGUGCCUGGGCCACCAGCCUGCACUACACUAAUACAACAAGGUCCGCGCUUGGAUCUGGCACUUUCUGCAUCUCAACCUGGCGCACAGCAAGGGCGAAGUUGAAUGCAG